AUGUUGGCUGACGCAGGACUAGAAGUUGCCAGCUUUAAUCUGGCUUAUUUGUGCGAACAUAACCAGAACGGUGUCCGCAAAUAUAUAUCCAAAGAAUGUGAAUGGAAGCAUUACAACUUAUCCACGCAAAGAGAACCGCAUUUCGUGGAUGCUUACUCAUACAUAAAAAUGGGCGACUAUCAUUGGUAUGGCUGUCUGGGGCACAGAAAUCUGGCAGAAGCAGCAAACCAAUACUCACAGGCUGCAGUGAAAGGGAAUCCACAGGCGCUGUUUAACCUGGCCUACAUGGUAGAAGAAGGAGUCGACAUAUCGCCGGUUAUUUGGUGGAGGUUACACCUGUCUUCAGAUAUCUACACAAGUAAAGUCAGGCUACUCUUGGAGCUCUAUGCUAGGUGCAGAGAAUCCAGGCAAAGUGAAGCCUUCAUGCCCUGCUGUCUAGCCUGGUUUCGUAUAUGGUGUUUAGAUAUUUGGGACCAGUAUCAUAUCUACAUGAAGGUCACCAGUUUUCUCAGUGUUUUUGUAACCAUAACCACGACAACAUAUCUCGUGUACAGGCAUUUUUUGCAACGGCGAAUAGACAGACAAAACGAGCUGGAGAGAAAAGCAGCGGAGGAGGAAGAAGACAGAGGCAGACUAGCUGACUUACAGAAUAUUGUGGAGGUGGAGGAAAAUGACGACGAAGAAGAGUUCGAAGACAUCUGA
Candidula unifasciata is the source of this 702-nucleotide messenger RNA. The record is from the annotation of a GenBank genome assembly. Lineage: Eukaryota; Metazoa; Mollusca; Gastropoda; Stylommatophora; Geomitridae.